UAUACAUGCAAAUAUCAAAAAUUGAUUUACAAAAAAAUAAAAAUGCAGAAAAUGGAUCUACUGAAAAAUCCAGAUUUAGCGAAAAAUCGGAUUUUUGUCGGAAAUUUACCAUCUUGCACACGGGAGGAACUUUGUAGUAUUUGUGUUCCAUAUGGAAAGCCAAUCGCUUCAAUGGUUAAAGACAAAUUCGGUUUUAUUCAAUUUGAGGAUGAAGCUACAGCUAACAAAGCUGCAGCAGCACUUAAUCAUUCUUCAUUCAAAGGACAUAAAAUUACUGUAAGGAAUGCUGAUAAUAAGAAACAACAAAAUAAAAAUUUGAAUAAAGGACCGGCAAAUCAAACUUCAGGAAACACAAUGCAAAAUGCUCCUACACCUGAUAAAUACUAUUUAUUGCAAGAACAAUAUCAUGCAACCGUAAAUGUUGAUUACAAUGACUGUGAGAUUAUUGUUUUAAAUAAGGAAAUAACUGAUUAUGCGGAGCACAUAGAACAAAGACUGAAAAGAAUGUAUUUAAGGGUGGAUAUUUUAUAUCCAAAUCCUGAAGUACCAAUUGGAAAAGUUUUAGCAAAUAUCUCAUCACGUGGAUGCUUAUAUGCUAUUGUUGUCACUGAACAAAAUGUAGAACAUAAGAGCAUAACUGUAAAUAUUUUAUAUGGACAAGCAGCUGAACAUCGAAAUAUGCCAAUUGAUGAUGCAAUAAAUUUAAUUCAUUCAGAUUUCAGUGAAAAAUUAUCUCGCGAAAUUAAAUUAAUUCCAUCUAUUAUGAAACCAACAAUGUCAUUUAUGGCUCCAGCAAAAAUAGUCGCCCCACCACUUAAAGAGCCUCAUCCAGAAUCAAUGCAAACAUUGUUAAAUCUCUUAGCUGAUAAUUUACCCUUAACAGUUUUACAAUAUGACAGAGUUAUUAAAUACUUACAGGAAAGGAGAGAGCUUCAAGUAAAAACUGAAAUGGGCGAACACGUAGAUGCGUCGAUGACAACAAAUUUAAAAGCCACUGCGGAACCAGAUCCGGAAAUUGAAUUGCAAAAGAAAAUUUUAAAUAUAUUAAAUAAACCGUCUGUAACGGACAAACAUGCAUCAACACUUUUGUACCCAACAGUAGACUCUUUGUUGCAACAUUCAGAUACAAUCGAAUUAUUAAAAGAUGAAAAAGUUCAAAAAGCAUUAGAUUCAUUAAUGAUAACUAGUUUAGUGGAAACAAUCCAAAAUCAUUUCGAGUUUUAAUAAAGAAUUAA
Condylostylus longicornis is the source of this 1235-nucleotide messenger RNA. It is a transcript of the gene Neos, whose product is annotated as nuclear receptor coactivator 5. Lineage: Eukaryota; Metazoa; Arthropoda; Insecta; Diptera; Dolichopodidae. Bases 43 to 1224 code for a protein of 393 amino acids. The transcript is spliced from 3 exons. The record is from RefSeq and is a predicted model, not a curated record. Gene Ontology annotation, molecular function: RNA binding.